This is a messenger RNA of Aricia agestis (brown argus), 787 nucleotides long. RefSeq names its product transmembrane emp24 domain-containing protein 5-like. Gene Ontology annotation, cellular component: COPII-coated ER to Golgi transport vesicle; Golgi apparatus; endoplasmic reticulum. Bases 44 to 715 code for a protein of 223 amino acids. The record is from RefSeq and is a predicted model, not a curated record. The transcript has a single exon. Gene Ontology annotation, biological process: endoplasmic reticulum to Golgi vesicle-mediated transport; intracellular protein transport; Golgi organization. Lineage: Eukaryota; Metazoa; Arthropoda; Insecta; Lepidoptera; Lycaenidae.
GAAAUGUGCUAUAAUUUUCGUUCUAUGCACCGUCGCUUUUGCUAUGAAAAUCGACGAAACCAAUCUAAACUUUCGAGUGGAAGCCGGAACACAGACAUGCUUUUUCGAGAAUGGCAAACCUGGACAGUUCCUGGAGUUAUAUUAUCAGGUAUUAGACGGCCAGCACGGGGACUUGGACAUAUCAGUUGAUAUCCAGAAUCCAGACGGAACAAAGAUCUUAACAGAUUAUAAGAAAUCGCAGAACUCUAUCAUACUGGAGUUGGAGCAGGAGGGCGAUUAUGUCAUCUGUUUGGACAACACAUUCAGCAUGAUGAACUCUAAACUUGUGUUCAUAGAUGUAGUGCUAGAAGACCGCACCAACAGCAGUGAUGCAGAGGUCACCAUUGUCAACGAAGAAGGCGAGGAGCUAGAAGAAAUUGUGGAUUGGGUGGGCACAGAUACGCAAGGCAACACCUACAAUUUGGAUGUAAGAGUCAUAAUAAGCUCCCUGACCCGGUGCUUGGAGUAUGUGUUGAAAGCUCGACACAUGCUGGAUGUGUACAGUGCUAUCAAAACUAGAGACAGCUAUGUAGCCAUGGAGGAAACAUUUAUUGUAGACUUUUGGUCGGGACUCCAAGUUACUUUCAUGAUCAUUGUAGGUCUACUACAGGUUUACAUGAUAAAAAAAUUAUUCCAUAAUCCAAAUUCACAGCAGAAAACAUUAUUAUGUACAUAAUACUAAAUUAAAUCUGGUAAAAAUUUGUGCAGUCUAGUUUUUUAUCAUGCAAAAUUGUUUUAAUGAUCCAAA